CUCGGGGCCAUGGAGUCUCAGGUGGCGGGGGGCCCGGCUGGCCCGGCCCUGCCCAACGGGCCACUCCUUGGUACAAACGGAGCCAGUGAUGACAGCAAGACCAACCUCAUCGUCAACUACCUGCCCCAGAACAUGACCCAGGAUGAGUUCAAGAGUCUCUUCGGCAGCAUUGGUGACAUUGAGUCCUGCAAGUUGGUUCGGGACAAGAUCACAGGGCAGAGCCUCGGCUACGGGUUUGUGAACUACUCUGACCCCAACGAUGCAGACAAAGCCAUCAACACCCUCAACGGCCUCAAACUGCAGACGAAGACCAUCAAGGUGUCCUAUGCCAGGCCCAGCUCCGCCUCCAUCCGGGAUGCGAACCUGUACGUCAGCGGGCUCCCCAAGACCAUGAGCCAGAAAGAGAUGGAGCAGCUCUUCUCCCAGUACGGCCGCAUCAUCACUUCUCGCAUCCUGGUGGACCAGGUCACAGGUGUCUCUCGGGGUGUGGGAUUCAUCCGCUUUGACAAGAGGAUCGAGGCCGAGGAGGCUAUCAAAGGACUGAACGGGCAGAAGCCGCUGGGUGCGGCCGAGCCCAUCACGGUCAAGUUUGCCAACAACCCGAGUCAGAAGACCGGGCAGGCCCUGCUCACUCACCUCUACCAGUCCUCCGCCAGGCGCUACGCAGGCCCGCUGCACCAUCAGACACAGCGCUUCCGGCUGGACAAUUUGCUCAACAUGGCCUACGGAGUCAAGAGUCCCCUGUCGCUCAUCGCCAGGUUCUCACCCAUCGCCAUCGACGGCAUGAGCGGCCUCGCGGGCGUGGGCCUGUCGGGGGGCGCGGCGGGCGCUGGCUGGUGCAUCUUCGUGUACAACCUGUCUCCGGAGGCGGAUGAGAGUGUGCUGUGGCAGCUGUUCGGGCCCUUCGGGGCAGUCACCAAUGUCAAGGUCAUCCGCGACUUUACCACCAACAAGUGCAAGGGCUUUGGCUUCGUCACCAUGACCAACUAUGACGAGGCGGCCAUGGCCAUCGCCAGCCUCAACGGCUACCGCCUGGGCGAGCGCGUGCUGCAGGUGUCCUUCAAGACCAGCAAACAGCACAAGGCCUGA
Messenger RNA from Eubalaena glacialis (North Atlantic right whale), 1089 nucleotides. It is a transcript of the gene ELAVL3, whose product is annotated as ELAV like RNA binding protein 3. The record is from RefSeq and is a predicted model, not a curated record. Lineage: Eukaryota; Metazoa; Chordata; Mammalia; Artiodactyla; Balaenidae. Gene Ontology annotation, cellular component: ribonucleoprotein complex. Bases 10 to 1089 code for a protein of 359 amino acids. The transcript has 6 exons. Gene Ontology annotation, molecular function: RNA binding.